Molecule: messenger RNA, 862 nt
Organism: Panicum hallii
Lineage: Eukaryota; Viridiplantae; Streptophyta; Magnoliopsida; Poales; Poaceae
Product: bZIP transcription factor 60-like
Exons: 1
Coding region: 28-654 (208 amino acids)
Biological process (GO): positive regulation of DNA-templated transcription
Cellular component (GO): nucleus
Molecular function (GO): transcription cis-regulatory region binding; DNA-binding transcription factor activity
Source: RefSeq, a predicted model, not a curated record
GGCAGCUUCUACGCGUCCUCGCACACAAUGCUGACCCUGGACGAGGCCAUGCAGGUCGAUUUCGACGGCGCGCUGCCGGACAUGGACGUCGGCUUCGGUUUUGACUUCGAUCUCGAUCUCGAUCUCGAUUUCGAUACGACGACGUCUGUUGCUGGUGGCGGCUUCGAUUUUGAUACGGUGGAGUACGGUGCUGCUGCUGCUGCUGCUGGUGGCACUGGCACGUCGCCGGCGGCGGUGGACGCGUCGACGCACGCUGGCAGCGGCGUCGACGGCGAGGAGGAGGAGGAGGAGGAGGAGCGGCUCCGGCGGCUGAAGCGGAAGAUAUCGAACCGGGAGUCGGCGCGGCGGUCGCGCGCGCGGAGGCGGCAGCGCGCGGAGGAGCUCGAGCGCGCCGCGGAGGCGCUCCGGGCACAGGGGCGCGCGCUGGCGGCGAGGCGGGACGCCGCGGCGGCGCGCGCGCUGGCCGUGCGGCUCGACAACGCGCGGCUCGGCGCGGAGGCCGGCGCGCUGCGGCGCCGGCUCGGCGAGGCGCAGGGGCAGGCCGUCCUGCUGCUCGCGCUGGCUCGCGCCCGCCUGGCCGCGGCGCGGGGCGCGGUAGGCGUCGCGCCGCCGCAGCUCGCCGGCGGCAGCGCGGCGGGGAUGAUGACGUCGUGACGCCGGACCGGAGACACCGAAGGAGUUUCUGAUUUUGGAUUUGUGUAGAGGACAGAGCAUGGAUGAUCGUGUCCUGUCUUGUAUAGUGCGGCGCCUGCAGCGUUCGUUGUGCUACCUGUGUUUUGAGGGUGUCACUGUCAUCUACCUCUACCUAUGGUGCUCUGCUCGCAUAAGAAAAUUGUUUUUUUUUUCAGUUCUUCAAACAACU